AUGAUUUUCAACAUCCACCUACAACAGAAGAAAAGCUUGUGUGGCGCUCGAGUCAGGAUUGCCUGGAACUCCGAUCGGACCACGACGAUUGGCGGUACAGUUCGCAUCGAAGGGCUCUACUACGCCCUGACUGCUCUGCACCCCUUCCUUAAGCCUUCUGCCGAUGAGGAUGGCGAUUUUUCCAAAUCAGCUAAUCUGUCUCUUCCAGGUGACGGUGUUUCCAAGACCAAGAUGUUCCCAUAUAAGUUUCCUGCGUCGUUUCGAUCCCGCACUAUGUACGCGGAACACGGAGACGACAACCGAGUUGUGGCGUAUUUGCCCGGCUAUAAAGACACAUCUGAGUUGGACCCAGCCUUCUGGUCCGUCCAACAAAACUGGGCUUUGUUUCGUCUGUGUGAUCAGAGCCCCAAAGCUAACCGCCUCACGAUUGAGGGCCAGCGAGUGCUCUGUCCAUCCAAGGUCAGUCGCACCUCGCCCCGAGGCCAGUUGUGGUGUCUGACAGCAAACAGUUCUCGGCCUCCUGUCCGAACCGAUGCUUUCGGCAGAAUGAGUGGUGGAUGUAGCACAGCUACUGGCGGCACGCUUCCGACGACAUAUCAUUUGAGUAUGGUCUCGUUUGCGGAGGACGCUGGGGCAUGGAUAGUCGAUUCGGGGGAUAAUGGGUCCCUUUUUGGGAUGAUUGUGGCGCAGGAUGACGAGAGUUUUACCAGCUAUGCCAUAAGUGCGGCCGACGUUUUUGAUGAAUUGCGCGAUCGAUUUCCUGACAUUGUGAUUGCGUAG
Messenger RNA from Aspergillus homomorphus CBS 101889, 780 nucleotides. RefSeq lists its product as uncharacterized. The record is from RefSeq and is a predicted model, not a curated record. The transcript has a single exon. The coding region runs from base 1 to 780 and encodes 259 amino acids. Lineage: Eukaryota; Fungi; Ascomycota; Eurotiomycetes; Eurotiales; Aspergillaceae.